AUGGUGAUGGGAUGGAAAAUGGCGGCUGUUCGUACACCGCAUUAACUUUAUCCCAUAUUAGUAUUAACAGCAGCAUGUACACCCUUUUAUUGUAGUGUAUAAGAAAUAUCUGAGUAUUGUUAUUUUAACAAGACUUUAGGUCAUGUUGUUUUUUUUCUAUCUGUUAGAGCGGGACGCCGUUUCAAAAAGCGGGACACGAGUUGGUAUGGUGAAGGCAAGGAACAAAGCUCGAGUAUUCAGACAGGCUUGAUUUUAUUAUAAACAUAAUUUUCUAUACAUUUUCACUUGUUACCGUAAUUGGCCUCUUUAAAAGAGUUUGGCUCCACAUUAAGCUUCCCAUACCCAGCUCACUUUGGUUCAGCAAACUCACUGUCAAGCCAGUGAGGUUAGGUUAACGUGAGAUGAGUUUUAGAGCUAUCCAAAGACAACAAAUGGCUUAGGUUCGUCUCAGUUAGCUAGCCAGGAGACUUUUUUUUUUUCUGUUGUAACUUAAGCUAAGUUAGCCUAGUAGUAGAGCCACCGUUGUUUACUAUCCGAUGGAGCCGAGCUGCGUUACGGUACAGCCGACGGUGGUUGACACUGUGCGCUGUUGAAUACCCGCUCUUGGUUGGGCAGAGCGCCUGUUUCCUGUGAUAAUGGAUGAUUCCAAGCCACGGUACAGCAAAAGGCUGCGUGCCGGCACGCGGCGGCGUUACCAUGACGACGGCAUCUCAGAUGAGGAGAUCGACGGAAGGAGAAUGUUCGACCUGGAGGAGAAAGUCAGCAGUCAGAGGUUCAGCUCUGACCGGGUUCUUCGCAUGGAGGGAAAAGACUUCACAUAUGAGUUUGUCCAGAGAGGCGGCCUGAGGGACCCAAUCGUCUUUGAGAAGCCCGACGGACUGGGACUCAAGAUGCCCGGCGCCGACUUCAGUGUCAACAGCGUCAAGAUGCAUGUCGGUAGCAGACGUAUGAUCGACGUGAUGGACGUGAGCACUCAGAAGGGGACAGAGAUGUCCAUGGCCCAGUGGACGCGUUACUACGAGACCCCUCCGUCUCAGAGAGAGAAGCUCUAUAACGUCAUCAGCCUGGAGUUCAGCCACACCAAGCUGGAGAACCUGGUCCAGAGACCUGCCACAGUAGAUCUGAUAGACUGGGUGGACAACAUGUGGCCUCGUCACCUGAAAGAGAGACAGAGAGACUCGACCAACUCCAUCACUGACAUGCAGUACCCCAAAGUACAGAAGUACUGUCUGAUGAGCGUUGAGGGCUGCUACACAGACUUUCACGUUGACUUGGGAGGGACGUCAGUGUGGUACCACAUACUGAGAGGAAGCAAGGUGUUCUGGCUGAUCCCUCCCACCCCUCAGAACCUGGAGCUGUACGAGAACUGGGUGCUGUCUGGGAAACAGGGAGACGUCUUCCUCGGAGACCGGGCGUCUGACUGCCAGAGAAUUGAACUGAAGCAGGGCUGCACUUUCAUCAUACCCUCAGGUUGGAUUCAUGCUGUCUACACUCCCGUGGACUCCAUGGUGUUUGGAGGAAACUUCCUGCACAGCUUCAACAUCCCCAUGCAACUGAACAUCUGUAAUAUAGAGGACAGAACGCGGGUUCCAGUGAAGUUUCGUUACCCCUUCUAUUACGAGAUGUGCUGGUACGUGUUGGAGCGCUACGUCUUCAGCCUCACUAAGAUCUCCUACCUCACACCAGAGUUUCAGAAACACUCACUGGGCAUUGGUCUGAAGAAGCCGCCUGGUUUGGAUCUGGACAAUGAGCAGGCGGAGGAGGAGGUUGGUGACAGUGAUGAAGAGGCUUCAGAGCAGCAGUCUGACAAGCCCGCAGUAAAAGUUCACAUGACUCCCCUCGAGCUGGAGGGAAUGUGGAACCUGCUGGGUAAACUGGAGGCUCUGCCCUCCAACAAGAAGUGUGUCCCAGCAGGGAUACACAACGCCCCGGCACUCAUUAUACACAUCAAGGCCCUGCUGAAGGAACACGCCAAUGACAAUGCCCAACUGUCCUACACAGGAAAACCCAUCGUCAAGUGGCCAAAGAGACCCUCGUGGUACCAGCCUCCUCCUCCUCCACCGCCUCCUCCGUGUAAGCGCUGUGAAGCCUGUAUGAGGCCAGAGUGCGGGGACUGUAACUUCUGCAGAGACAUGAAGAAGUUCGGAGGACCAGGGAAGCUCAAGCAGACCUGUGUACUACGACAGUGUAUGUCUCCGGGCCUUCCUCUGUCUGCAGUGUGUGAGAUCUGCAAGGAGCCCAAUCAGGAGGAAACGGGAGACUCCUCCCUCACUCUGAUGGAAUGCUCCAACUGUGCGCAGAUAGUCCAUCCUGCUUGCCUCACGGUUCAGGGAGAAGGACUGGUGAAUAAAGACCUGCCCAGUUGUUGGGAGUGUCCAAAGUGUGUUCAAGGCAUCAUUGACCCAGAGUCAUCAGGCAGCGAUGAGUCGUUGGCUGCCGGCCACCAGCAGCACAUCCGUCCUCACGGCCCCCUGGUCCUCAGGCUGGGCCCCGGGCCCUCUGCUACCAUAGGGGGUCCUGUGGGCUCCCAGCAUGAUGGGGAAGUGGUCCGCUGUGGUUUCUUCCCUCCUCCUCCUCUUCCUUGCUGCUCUUCCUCCUCCUCAGCGUCACUUCUAUUGGUGGCGGCCCCUCUGCCUUCUCAGCCAAUCAGCUCGAGACUGCAGUGUAAAGGAGACAAAGGAGAAGGCCUUCCAGUGAAGCGAAAAUCUUCCACCCUGCUGGACGCACGCAUGGCUAAGAUUUACCGACGACAGAGACACAGCCGCGACGGGGACGACUCUGCAAGCGACGACGACGACGAAGCCUCUCAGAGAAGAAGGAUGGUGCUCCACGCCCGAGGGGGGAGCCACUCUUCCAGGAGGGGCUUCGGCGCCAACAGGAGAGGCCUGCUGAGAGGAGGCUCGGCCCACAGGGGAAGCAGAGGAGGCCUCAUGACUCCCGGCUCCUCCUCCGCCCUCAAGCUGAAGCGAGGGAUGGGCAUGAGGGAGGUCGGACGGAGGGGACGAGGGGUGAGGCUGCGGGGGGGCUCCAGGAUGCAGCGGAGGGGAGACGAUUCCGAGGAGUCGGACGACGAUGAUGACGACGACGACGAUGAAGACGACGAAGAAGAGGAGGAGGAGGAGGAAGAAGAGGACAGCGAAGAUCAGCGGCAUCGCCAUCGCAGGAGGAGGCACAGGACCGAUGACGACGAAGACGAGGACAGCGAGGGGCAGGAGUUUGACCCCGAAGACGAGGAGAUGGACACGCUGGAGGAUGAAGAGGAGGAGGAGGAGGAGGAGGAGGCGGAGGAGGAAGGGCGCUGGGAUUCAGACCCAGAACCUCCGGUCCUCCUGGUGUCUGAUCUGAACGACGACCUGCUGAGCGGCUCCUACCUGACUGUCACUCUACAGCGCCCCCACAAGGCCAAGAGACAAUCUGGCUCCAUUGUCCCAAAGCUGGAAGCGGCCAUGGGUCCGAGGACCACCGCAAUGGGUGCUGGCGGUCAGCAGGGCUUCAUCCAGAGAAAGACCGCUCUGUCCAAACCUUCGCGACUCAAAAGCGCCGACGCCUCAGGCGACGGCAUGACCCCCAGAGGACCCGGCAGGCCACGCCUGCGGGGUAACCAUGGCGACAGAAGUGCUAGAGAUCACUCUGCAUCUUCUUCAGAGGAGGGCGAAGCCGCCGCUCCGGCCGCACCCUCCUCUCUGUCUCCCCCGUCCCUGCUGUCUCUGCCGUCCUUUAAGGACGUGGGCAACGAGAGAGGAGGGGAGAAGGAGGUGUGGGUGUCCGUGUUCAAAUACCUGAACAGAGCCGAGCUGCUGGCCUGCAUGACCGUCUGCAAGGCCUGGUACAAGUGGAGUUGCGACAAGCGUCUGUGGAGCCACGUGGACGUGAGCCGGUGCAGCCCACUCACUAACCAGGCCCUGGCAGGCAUCCUCAAGCGCCAGCCCACCUCUCUAGACCUGUCCUGGACCCCUUUGGCCAAGAGACAACUCAACUGUCUGCUCACCAGGCUCCCAGGUCUGAGGGAGCUGAGGGUGACCGGUCUGUCCUGGUCCUGUCUGUCAGCGUUGGUCUCUCCCACUUUGCCCUACCUGCGGCUGCUGGAUCUGCGCUGGUGUGAAGGCCUUAAAGACGCCCAGAUUAAAGAGCUAAUCAUCCCGCCUGGUUCCGAGUCGUCUCGCAGCAGACUGAGAAAUAUGGUGACGCUGCGUCUGUCCGGUCUGGACAUCAGCGAGUCCACUCUGAGGCUGCUGCAGCGCCACAUGCCCCAGCUGGAGAGGCUGGACCUGGCUCACUGCAAGGAAAUAACCGACUCGUCCAUCGCCCUGCUGGCGGCGGCCGGGACUCACACCCGCAACAACCUGACUGAGCUCACGCUGGCGGGUUGCAGCGAGCUGACAGAUGGCUGUCUGUCCUACCUGAAGCGUCUCUCCUCCCUGACCCUGCUGGACCUCAGAGGCUGCAAGGGCGUCAGCAGGCGAGCCUGCGACGCCUUCAUCUCGGACCUGUCCCACGUCGCCCUGUACUGUAUGAUGGAGGAGAAGCUCAUCCAGCGCAUAGACUGACAGGAGCACCUCGUUACAGCACAACUUUGCGUAUCAUGUUCCUCAAAUCCUGAAAAGCACCAAACCUGGAGUUAGCUGACCAAACCUGGAGUUAGCUGACCCAACCAGCAGCCGUGUCAGUACUUUGGAGACGUCUCCUUUGGGUGCCAGAGCUCCUAAAGACCUCCACUUGCUGAAUCUUCUCUGCAAGACUACAAACAAACAUUUUUCCAAAAUGACAGAAUAUUUGUUUAAAAAGAUUUAUCUUGAAUCUUCCCAUUCUCUCCAUGUCUCCUGUCAUGGUUGGAAUGUACGUGGAGUUUUAUAACCAGAGAUCUGGUUACGUGUGAAACUACCUUUAUACAGACUGACACAGGCUGGAGCGCAGCUUGGAAGUGCAUUAUUUUUGAGAGUAAGAAAAUGGAAAAUAGAAAACUGAUCCUGUUUUCUCACUAAACUGUGUAUUACGGAGUCUGUGUGUGUGUACAGUGAUUUCCGUCUGUCUGUACAUAUAAAUGUAUUUACUUUUUCAUGUUUCAUCCAGAUUAACGUUCACUCAGACAAUUGACGUACAUUUUUUUUCUACUGGUGUCAAAGAAUGUGAAUUGUUGGACUUUGUGGAAUAAACGGUGCUUCAGUUUCUUUAAGAACA
Molecule: messenger RNA, 5178 nt
Organism: Morone saxatilis (striped sea-bass)
Lineage: Eukaryota; Metazoa; Chordata; Actinopteri; Moronidae
Gene: kdm2aa
Product: lysine (K)-specific demethylase 2Aa
Biological process (GO): protein demethylation; regulation of transcription by RNA polymerase II
Molecular function (GO): histone demethylase activity; protein binding; zinc ion binding
Source: RefSeq, a predicted model, not a curated record